Eurytemora carolleeae is the source of this 508-nucleotide messenger RNA. RefSeq lists its product as uncharacterized. The record is from RefSeq and is a predicted model, not a curated record. The transcript has 5 exons. NCBI's taxonomy places the organism in Eukaryota, Metazoa, Arthropoda, Copepoda, Calanoida, Temoridae. The coding region runs from base 47 to 415 and encodes 122 amino acids.
UCUAGUCGAAACGAAUAAGAUUAUAUCUUGCCGACAAGUCUGCCAGAUGACAGAUAAUAAGGACAGAGGAUGUGUCAAGGUUGAGCUGAAUGUUGAGAAGAUCCCAACAACGACUGUUUGUAAUACAACUGGUUUAUCUAAACUUGAAUAUCUCAGGACGAGGUUGAAUAUGGAAACUGAUUCACUAGAAGUCCAAUUCAAAGCAACCCAGGUCUACCUAGAUAGCUGUUCUGUAUUUACACCAUUCUCUGAGUGGGCUUUGGUAGCUAUGGGUCUCUCAGCAGGAAUAAUUGCAUCGAUUCUACUGGUCGCCUUCUUCACCAAAUCCGGGUUCAAGUUCUCCAAACCUCAGGAUGCAGAGAUGCUCAAACAGAACGAGAAGAAUACAAAUAGUUAUUGGGAGAAAAUAAAUUAAACUUCAGGCUUGAAAUAUCAGAGAAUGUGAUUGAGUUAUCUCUAGUUAUUAUAAAAUUGAUUCUAGAAUAAUAAAUAUAUUUUAUAUAUUUAA